Exophiala mesophila is the source of this 1092-nucleotide messenger RNA. RefSeq lists its product as uncharacterized. Bases 1 to 1092 code for a protein of 363 amino acids. The record is from RefSeq and is a predicted model, not a curated record. Gene Ontology annotation, molecular function: oxidoreductase activity; zinc ion binding. Lineage: Eukaryota; Fungi; Ascomycota; Eurotiomycetes; Chaetothyriales; Herpotrichiellaceae. The transcript has 10 exons.
AUGUCUGACCCCGCUCCAACAUUUGAUAUCCCCAAGGAGGGCUGGGGUGCUGUAGUGAAGAAUGAAGGACCCGACUUUUAUGUCGAAGUCGAAAAGGUGCCUGUGCCAGAAGUUGGCCCCGAGGAUGUGCUGAUCAGAUUGAACGCGACCGGCCUCUGCCUGAGUGACGUCCAUUUCAUGCUGAACGACUGGGGAAUGCCCAAGAUGUCGGAGUUGGGAGUCAAGUGCGCUGGUCACGAAGGUGCUGGUGUCAUUGUCAAGGUCGGAGAAAAAGUCAAGAGCUACAAGGUUGGUCAGCGGGCCGGCAUUAAGCCAAUUCUCGAUACAUGCCAUACUUGCGAAUAUUGCCGGACUGGCAAUGAGACCUUCUGUCUCGGGGCCAUUUACACAGGUGGUCAUGCCGAUGGCUCAUACAAGCAGUAUAUCAUUUCACCUGAGCGUUAUACCACUAUUAUCCCGGAUGGAGUGUCAGAUUAUGUUGCUGGACCCGUCAUGUGCUCGGCUUCAACAACUUACACCGCCCUUAAGAGAUCAGGACUGAAGCCCGGAGACUGGGCUGUCUUCCCUGGUGGCGGUGGUGGAGUGGGUAUUCAGGGUGUUCAAUUGGCCGAUGCCAUGGGCUUCCGACCCGUCGUGGUUGAUACAGGCAAAGAGCGAGAACAACUCUGCAAGUCUCUUGGAGCCGAGCACUUUGUCGACUUCAAAGAGGUGGAAGACCCAGUCAAGACGGUCGUCGAAUUGACCGAGGGUGGAGCUCAUGGAGUGUUCGUAACUGCUGUUCAGGCAUAUCCAAUUGCGCUGGGAUAUCUUGGUGCUCGUGCUCAAGCCAAAGUUGUUUGUAUCGGCAUUCCCCCAGCCGGCAAGUACAACAUCGACUUGGCUCCUGCAUCACUCGUCUUCCGCGGCCAGUCAAUCCAAGGGUCCCUUGUCAGCCCGUUGAGCGAUAUUGACGAAACCCUUGAAUUUGCCAGACGAGGUAAACUGCGUCUGGAGCCCACCGUCGUAGGCUUGAGCAAAUUCAACGAGUCGGUGCAGAAAUUGAAGAAUGGACAGGUCGCAGGACGCAUUGUGGUUGACUUCAACCUCCCGUGA